Molecule: messenger RNA, 1537 nt
Organism: Colias croceus (clouded yellow)
Lineage: Eukaryota; Metazoa; Arthropoda; Insecta; Lepidoptera; Pieridae
Gene: mri
Product: BTB/POZ domain-containing protein 10
Exons: 4
Coding region: 162-1298 (378 amino acids)
Biological process (GO): positive regulation of phosphorylation
Cellular component (GO): cytoplasm
Molecular function (GO): protein binding
Source: RefSeq, a predicted model, not a curated record
UGUGAGCUGACGUUUGUAAUUUGUAUUGCAGUUUCUUGAUCGUUCGCUUUGUUACUAGAAGAAUUAUUACCACGACGAAAUCUCCAAACCAGCGGGCUCCGUCGCGGCGCAGGCAGUCAAGCAUCGAGCGGGAUGUGAGGGCUCGACACGAGCGUGCUUCCAUGUCCGAUACGCAGGCUAGAGGCCACCAGGCCAUGUCCGAUUCGAGACGCCCAUUCUUCUAUCCUGACAGCAGCAGCGACACUGAAGAGUAUAUGCGAGAUAGCGAAGAGCGUCGCAAGCGUUUGUCGAAACGUAACAACAUACCGAACAUCCGUAGGAACCCAAGUAUGCUGCCGAAAACGCAGUCGCCAAACGCGCCUAUACCGUCUACGUCGAAUCAGGACCAGGGCAAAGAGAAGAAGAACCAGCUAUGUGAUGAUAGGAUCACGCUAGUGGUGGAUAACACUAGGUUCGUGGUGGAUCCUGCGCAGUUUACUGCUCAUCCUAACACCAUGCUUGGCACUAUGUUCAGUUCUGGCUUAGAAUUCACGCACCCAAACGAGCGGGGCGAGUACGAAGUCGCCGAAGGUAUAUCGGCGACUGUGUUCCGUGCUAUACUCGAGUACUACAGAGGUGGGACUAUCAGGUGUCCGCCGACUGUGUCCGUGCAGGAGUUGAGAGAGGCAUGUGACUAUUUGCUCGUGCCGUUUGACGCUAAUACUGUUAGAUGUCAGAACCUCCGAGGCCUGCUUCACGAGCUAUCCAACGAGGGUGCCCGUCGUCAAUUCGAAUCUUUCCUAGAACGGUUGAUCCUACCCCUCAUGGUGGAAUCAGCCCAGCGUGGAGACAGGGAAUGCCAUGUUGUGGUGUUGCUUGAUGAUGACUCUGUAGAGUGGGACGAGGAGUACCCCCCACAAAUGGGGGAUGAGUACAGCCAGACGGUGUUGUCCACACCGCUGUACAGGUUCUUCAAGUAUAUUGAGAAUCGAGACGUUGCAAAACAAGUGAUGAAGGAACGGGGGCUCAAGAAAAUCCGUCUCGGCGUAGAAGGGUACCCAACUUACAAGGAAAAGGUCCGCAAACGACCGGGCGGUCGUGCUGAAGUCAUUUACAAUUACGUCCAACGUCCAUUCAUACACAUGUCCUGGGAAAAAGAGGAAGCGAAGAGCCGCCAUGUCGAUUUUCAGUGCUUUAAAUCGAAAUCGGUAACAAACUUGGCUGAAGCCACCGCAGACCCUGUUAUAGAAUUGGAGCCGGUGAGACGUGAUGAUGUGGAGGUCCCGGAGAACCAAGAUGUCCAAGAGGACGAACAGUGACUGUUUGUGACGCGGGUUGUGCGUGUUAUGGCGGUGUUUUGUUGGUGACUGUGGGAUAAGGGUGCUUUUACACCAAUGUGCGAACAUGUGUAGCGAGAGUGUUUGUAAAGAAACAAUUGUAUGCCUUCAUUUAGUUUGGAGUGAAGUGUUUAGCGUUUGAAGCGAUACUUGGGAAUGCGAUUGUUGGUGGAGAAGCACCCUUAGUGUUUGGAAAUGUGAAAGUACCCGCAAAUUUUGAG